Poecilia latipinna (sailfin molly) is the source of this 1210-nucleotide messenger RNA. RefSeq names its product NADH:ubiquinone oxidoreductase complex assembly factor 2 (gene ndufaf2). The record is from RefSeq and is a predicted model, not a curated record. The coding region runs from base 81 to 569 and encodes 162 amino acids. Gene Ontology annotation, biological process: mitochondrial respiratory chain complex I assembly. Lineage: Eukaryota; Metazoa; Chordata; Actinopteri; Cyprinodontiformes; Poeciliidae. Gene Ontology annotation, cellular component: membrane; mitochondrion; respiratory chain complex I. The transcript is spliced from 4 exons.
UCGCCGUAAAGUGAAGCUGUCAGAAAACUUGUCACCGGAUAAACCAUUGCUCUCCAGAAUUCUCAGGGUGUCCUCCAAAAAUGAGCAGGAUUGUUGGCCUCCUACGGCGAACCUUUGGAAUAGUACGUGAAUACGUCGGGACAGAUCACUUUGGGAAUAAAUAUUACUCUAUUCCUGAACAGAAGACGUGGACAGGGAGGCAGGUCCGUGCCAAGCGGAUGGUGGAGGCAGCCAAUCCUGCAGAGUAUGAAUAUUUGGAGGGCAACAUUCCGAUAGAGUGGGAAGCUUGGAUCCGAGGCAGACGGAAGGAGCCUCCCUCCAUCGAGGAGCUGAUGACGAAUGAGUCCCAGAGGAACGAGAUCAAGCUGAAGGCGAUGGAGCUGGAGGAGAAAGAUCUGGCACUACAGGCUAAAGAGCACGAGGAAGGCCUGGUGGCGACUCCUGCGAGGACUGUGGCCAAGGGCCACGCGUCCGCCGCCGUCUUUGGCAAGGAGGAGCUCAGUGAGGAGCCAACUAGCACUGCGAACAAGUUCCAGCCCGGUUCCUGGAUGCCCACCUCAAAGAAAUAGCUGGAGACCUCCACAGAGACUGAGACAUGAGACAGUGCAAAGUAAAAUACAGUCCACAACGUUAGCAGCGAGGGCUUUGCUUAGGAUAUCAAAUUGAACACUUUAACUAAAUAUAGAACUGAUCUGUUUUUAAGUUUAAAGAAAGCCUGAAAUAAAUGAGUGUGAUUUUUCUUUAAAAGGUCCAACUGGUUGAUAGAAUCAGUCAUUCUGUCAGACUUUAUUUACAGAGCACUUUUCUUACACUCAGGUGUAACACAAUGAUUUAUAAAUGUUAAAAACGGAAAGAAGGGACAGCGAACCACAACAGACGCAAUGAGAUUUAUCAAAGUGAUCAAAUCAGGGUAAGUGCAGUUGUAUUAUAUUGGUAAAUCUGAUUUAAACAAAUGGUCUCCAUGUUUCUACUACCAAAACGUACAAUAAUAUCUCAUUAUAAUUUCAUAAGCAAUCCUUUCCUUCAUUCCAACAGAUUUCUGUCAAAAUUCAACAGAGAAUCAGAUUGGGGGGAAAAAAAAUUGCAGUUGGAGAUGUAUUAUUUUAUAAAUGUUGCCUAAAGAUACAAAAAUAAAAUUUGCCAACUUAAAAAUUGACAGAUUCACACCUCUGCUGUUUUGGUUUCUAAAGACAAGUGCAAGAAAUAAUUA